Artibeus jamaicensis (Jamaican fruit-eating bat) is the source of this 3440-nucleotide messenger RNA. RefSeq names its product LY6/PLAUR domain containing 6 (gene LYPD6). The record is from RefSeq and is a predicted model, not a curated record. The transcript is spliced from 5 exons. The coding region runs from base 249 to 764 and encodes 171 amino acids. Lineage: Eukaryota; Metazoa; Chordata; Mammalia; Chiroptera; Phyllostomidae. Gene Ontology annotation, molecular function: acetylcholine receptor inhibitor activity. Gene Ontology annotation, biological process: positive regulation of canonical Wnt signaling pathway.
CCCGCUGCGUUUUCUCUCCCGCCUUCCUCCUGCCUCCCCGGCUCCCUCCCCUCACUCUCCGGCUCCGGCCGCGCGCUGGCGGGGCUCCGCAUUGCACACUCUGGGGGCGCCGCAGUGUUCGUGGGAUGGGGCAGCGGGCUGCCACUGGCGGCCGGAAUCCGCACGCAGCCCGGGUGCGAGUUCCCUCCUGUCAUCCGUCCCCAGUCCUCGCUCCGGGGCGCCCUGCAUGAGUGACGCCUCGGUCUGCCAUGGACCCUGGCCCUGCCCUGGCCUGGCUCCUGCUCCUGAGCCUGCUGGCUGAUUGUCUGAAAGCUGCCCAGUCCCGAGACUUCACAGUGAAAGACAUUAUCUACCUCCACCCUUCAACCACACCAUAUCCUGGUGGAUUUAAGUGUUUCACCUGUGAAAAGGCAGCAGACAAUUAUGAGUGCAACCGAUGGGCUCCAGACAUCUACUGCCCUCGAGAGACCAGAUACUGCUACACUCAGCACACAAUGGAAGUCACAGGAAACAGCAUCUCUGUCACCAAACGCUGCGUGCCACUGGAAGAGUGCUUGUCCACGGGCUGCAGAGACUCCGAGCAUGAAGGCCACAAGGUCUGCACUUCCUGUUGUGAAGGAAACAUCUGUAAUUUGCCACUCCCCCGAAAUGAAACUGAUGCGACAUUUGCCACAACGUCACCCAUAAAUCAGACAAAUGGGCACCCACACUGCGUGUCAGUGAUAGUGUCUUGCUUGUGGGUGUGGUUGGGACUCACGUUAUAGCGGUUCAUAGGCACAGUGUGUAUCAGAGAUUUAUGGGGGUCUGUGGUCCAUAGUCCUGCAUGAGUUGUUGGCCUGGCGACAGUCACUGCAGUGCUCCAGGAUGUCUUCCUGGCCGAGCGUUUCCACUUCCCAUGAGGAACAAGCGUGGCUUCAGUGUAGUCAUUUCUCCAAGACCUCAUCGAAGCCAGCCUGCCAAGUUCUAUACUGUAAGCCUUUGUUUUUACUCCAACAAAUAUUUCUGCAUUUACUAAGAUCUGAGCUCUUAAUUUGGAAUGCGUGCAUGAGCCAGAGGAGGUCCUGGGACCCCCUGGGAUGUUAGGCGACAUGAAUGGUUGUGUGUUUUUCAGGAGGAAGUUAAAGGACCACUAGUUUAAAUAUAAUCACGAAUUCACUUAUAGCUUUAGGAUUUUAAAACUUUAAUUGCAAAAUGAAUGGGCCAUUUCCUUGGAGAUUCCUACUAAGUCUCUAGAAAAGUAGUAAGCAACUUGUCCAAUUUAAUUUUUCUAACAUUCCCCUCCCAGUGGUGAGGAUCAUAUUCCCUCUGCUCUGUGUGGGAGGUAAAAAGGCAAUCAUAAAAAUCUGUCAUGUGGGGGGAGGGGGCUGGCGGAGGAUUUCCCCUAAUUCAGUGGAACUAGCAUCCAUAAGUAGCUGUUUGUCUCUUCAUAUAACUGGCGAGAUCGGGCCUGAUUUGGCAGCCGGUUGUGCUAGCCUGAUUCUACCUGGCCCAACGGGUGUUCAAGGAGUCCCAUGGCAGGCGUGGAGUUCUACUCAGACAUAGCUAAUUUAGACAGGAUUUCAAAAUGAAAGGAAGGAGAAUGUGUGGAGGUUGAGCCUAGCUGCUCCUGAGGGUCCAAUGAGCGGCUCAGCAGAUCCUCCAUCUGCAAUGUAUGCUGUCCAAGAGCCCUCCCCAAUCUUCCUCUUUGAACGCUCCAGUGAUUUUAGGGGGAACGUUCUACACUGAAUUGUCUGGAGAUUAGUAGGGAAAGAAGACAUGACAUCCUAGGAUGAGAAGCAGGUGCACCAGUGGGUUGUGGUGAGACUGGUAAGGGGACCCAGUGGGAAGUUCUGAUUUAUUUAGCUGAUUGCUUUUGGAGUAGACAGGAAAAGUUUCACCAUCCUUCCUAUGUUUUCGCACCCCAAGUUACAUUUUUUUCUUCUUCCUUGUAUAUCAUUUAUACAAUAUUUAUUUUUGUAUGGCAUAACUAGGAACUAAAAUAUAUUGUAAAAGAUUCUUUAUUCUGAGCAAUCAAAUCAGAAUACUUAUUUUUCAACAGUGGUAGAGCUUGUGGUAUAUGCACAUUGAACAUUAUCUAUAAUACUUGCCCCAGUGUUGAAAAAGUUAUUUAUGUUGUAAGCAAGACUAAUGUGCUGGCUUCAGGGUUUUGCUCAUGUUUUCCUCAGUGGUGGGGUUCCAGAAGUAUCGGGGUGGUGGCCAUCACUGGUCUGAGUUUCUCUGCAAGGUUUAGCAUAUUUGCAUGAAGUUCAGUGGAGCCAUUGCCAAUACAGAGGACAGUGUUGUUGGGGGCCAUCUGCUCCGCACAGGAAACUGUCUCUGGCUCAUAAGAUGAGACCUCCUCAGGGACCAGAUAUGAACUGACAGUGGUAACUCUGAUACACAAUAAUUUAAAUUGCAUCAAAUAGCCUUAAAUCAGAGUUUGACAGUCUUAUCAAUAAGUUGCUUAUAAUUGGGGUGGGGAAUUAGAGGGAGAAAAAGCAAGACAUUUGUUAAGCACCUCUUCUGUGCCAAGCACUAUGCUAAGCACUUUACAUAAGUUAGGUCAUAUAAUUCCUACAAGAACCAUGUAGGGGAAAUUACUAGAAUUUACACUUGAUAGAUGAAGGUACCAAGGCUCUAAGAAGCCCAAUGACAUGAAGCCUUUUCCUUCUGAUUUAGGUUGUAUGGGAUUAGGUGAGAUUGAAGAGGAAGGGAAGGUGGAAUUUCCACCCCUAGGAAAACUUCCAGGCCUGACUUCAUGGGAAUUUGGUCAUCUUAUCAUGUUGCGUUUUUCUAGUCCUGCCUUUGCAGGGUGCCAUUUGCAUGUGUCCCCAGAUGUUUUUCUUUGGGGGUAAAAGCAUGGUCUUCUCAUUCAUUCCUCUCCCUAAAAGAGGAGACAAGCUGAUCUUACAUAUAACAACACUGUACAACCACGAAAAUUUGAUGUACAUAUCUGCAAAGACAUUUUAGUGCAUGGUCACUGUCCACUGACACCUUCCAAGUACUGCAUGAGAUUUCAAUAAGAGACAUCAUCCAAAUGUUGGUUCUCAGUGAGAAGAUGGGCACUCUGAAGCCUCCCUGGCUGCUGUGCAGGGCCCAGGUCCAGUGGUGUCAUCUGCCACCCCAAGGGUCACUACAGUCUUUGAACAGAUGUGGCUGUGUACAUCCUGUGUCCCUGUCAGAAUGGCUGGUAUUUUAUUCCCUUGAAACUGGUUUGCUUCCCAUCUCCAGCCUCAAGGAGCCAUGGAAGGAAGUACUGUCUACGCGGAAGGUCCAGGACUGGUCAUCCAUCUGACGUUUCUACCACAUUCAACCCUCUGUUCAGUCUUACCAUUGGUGAUGGCUUGAGUGCAAAGAGCCAUGAUGUAAAUAUGAAUGUAUGUGCCACUUAUUUAUUUUUAGACUCCCCACAGCGUUUAUGUCAAUAUGAGAUUAAUGCCUAAAUUUUGUAAAUAUUGUAC